Monopterus albus (swamp eel) is the source of this 1952-nucleotide messenger RNA. RefSeq names its product aminomethyltransferase (gene amt). NCBI's taxonomy places the organism in Eukaryota, Metazoa, Chordata, Actinopteri, Synbranchiformes, Synbranchidae. Bases 184 to 1437 code for a protein of 417 amino acids. Gene Ontology annotation, biological process: glycine catabolic process. Gene Ontology annotation, cellular component: mitochondrion; glycine cleavage complex. The record is from RefSeq and is a predicted model, not a curated record. Gene Ontology annotation, molecular function: protein binding; aminomethyltransferase activity. The transcript has 10 exons.
GGAAAACACAGGAUGAAGAUGAAGUGGGUCGAGAUGGUGCUCAACUAGUCAACACCUCGUUUCUAAACAAAUAUCUGGAAGAGCAGAAAUUCCACAGCGUGGAGUUCGAAGUGUUUAGCAACACAGCGGAAGUGUCGGUGCACGGAGUGUGCGUGAGACUUCGACGGGGACUCAGGUGGCACGAUGUGGGCUCGGCUACUGGUUGGGCUUGGGGGCUCGGGGCUCGGGUUCCGGGCUUUCCGAGACGGUUUACUGCGGGUCGCUGGAGCUGGAUGUGCGGGGAGGAGGCAGCAACAGAGGCAGGCUUCAGCCGCGGAGCCUUCUUUGAAGAAGACUCCACUGUUUGACUUCCACAGAGAGAAUGGUGGGAAAAUGGUUGAGUUUGCGGGCUGGAGUAUGCCUGUCCAGUACAAAGACAGUCACAUCGCAUCACACGUGCACACCAGGGAGCACUGCUCCAUCUUUGAUGUCAGCCACAUGCUGCAGACCAAAGUCCAUGGCAAAGAUAGGGUGAAGUUCAUGGAGUCUCUGGUGGUUGCAGAUAUUGCAGAACUGAAGGACAACCAGGGUAUAUUGUCCCUCUUCACCAAUGAGAAAGGUGGGAUUAUUGAUGACCUUAUAGUGACAAAGACAGACUGUGGCUACCUGUACAUUGUCUCCAAUGCCGGCUGUGCUGACAAGGACUCGGCUCAUAUGAAGGCCAGGCUGGCAGAGUUCAGAGCUGCAGGUCUUGAUGUGGAUCUGGAGUUUCUUGAUGAAGCGCUGAUUGCUGUGCAAGGACCAACCAUGUCACAUGUGCUCCAGGAGGGGCUGAAGGAAGACCUUGGUAAGCUAAGCUUCAUGACCUCCACCCUGGCUACCGUGUUUGGUGUCCCUGGCUGCAGGGUCACACGCUGUGGAUACACUGGAGAGGAUGGGGUGGAGAUCUCUGUCCCUCAGUCCAGAGUGGUGGAGCUGACAGAGAAGCUGAUGGCUAACAGAGAGGUGAAACUGGCCGGCCUGGGCGCCAGAGACAGUUUGAGGCUUGAGGCGGGACUUUGUCUCUAUGGCAGUGACAUAGAUGAGACCACCACACCUGUGGAAGCUGCCCUUGUCUGGACCAUCGGAAAGCGACGGCGCCAGACCAAGGAUUUCCCUGGCGCUGACAUCGUCAUACCUCAGAUCAAAUCCAAGACAGCCAGGAAGAGAGUCGGCCUGGUGUCCACUGGCCCCCCUGUCAGGCAACACACGCCCGUUCUCAGCCCUGAUGGAAAGGUCAUAGGCAAGGUGACCAGUGGCUGCCCCUCUCCGUGUCUGAAAAAGAACAUUGCUAUGGCUUAUGUGGAUGCGGCAUUCGCUAAGAAUGAAACUGCUCUCCAGGUUGAGGUCAGGAAGAAAGCAGUGCCUGCCACAGUCAGCAAGAUGCCCUUUGUCCCCACCAACUAUUUUUAUGGAUAAGUACAUCCACAUAUAGAUAGGUGUGCUGGUCUAAUGUCAUCAGUCACAGUCAUUUGCUUUUCAUUUUUAUCAUAGACAUUCAAUCUGAAACACAAGGGAAGUCCAAGUACUAUGUGCAGGACAAUUUAAAUAGCAGUCAGUAUUCUACCUGGGUGAGUUUAAAAAAUACAGUAUGAAUAACAUGGUUUCAUGGAUAGAUGUGUAAUAAAUAAUGAGCAAUUUAUUACAAGCAGCGUGGUUGAGUUUGAGAAUGUGUGUAUAUGACUCCAGUGUGGACUUGCACAGAUGUUCUGUUAUGCUCUUUCUAUUGUGUAAGUGGACAACAGGUUCAACACAAUCAAAUUGCCGCACUUUCAGUAAGAAAACAAAAUGAAAAAGCAUGUAUCCAUUAAACACUAAUAUUUAAUUAUUCUUUUGCUGUAGAAUAUAAGUUUUGUUAAUGAAGCAUCAUUUUUAUUUGUCACUGCUGGACCAGGACAGCACGGUGGCGCAGUGGUUAGCACCGUUGCCUCACA